Dictyostelium purpureum is the source of this 1047-nucleotide messenger RNA. RefSeq lists its product as uncharacterized. Gene Ontology annotation, biological process: phosphatidylinositol metabolic process. Gene Ontology annotation, molecular function: phosphatidylinositol kinase activity. The coding region runs from base 1 to 1047 and encodes 348 amino acids. The record is from RefSeq and is a predicted model, not a curated record. The transcript is spliced from 3 exons. Lineage: Eukaryota; Evosea; Eumycetozoa; Dictyosteliales; Dictyosteliaceae.
AUGAUUGAAAAUAGAUCAUCAAACUGGGUAGCAUCACAAGGAAAAGAUAUUACUAUUGGCCAUGAAAGCUGGGACCUAAUUCAAUUUAUAAUGAUUGGUAUUCGUAGAGCUGUAGGUGAAGCAAUUGCACUCCCAAAUAGAGCAUUAAAACCAAAAGAUUUCGAAUUAAUUGUAGAAUUCAAGUAUAAUGGUUGGUUAUUUAAAGAUCAUUUCCCAAUGGCAUUCAAAAAGAUAAGAGAGCGUUUGGAAAUUGAUACGAAAAUGUUUAUGUAUUCUCUUGGUCCAGAAAGAGUAUUUGGUAAUCUUUUACUUGGUAACCUAUCAGCACUCAGCGAAAUAGAUUCUAGUGGUAGAAGUGGAAGUAUGUUUUUCCGUUCUAGUGAGGGUGAUUAUCUUAUUAAAACCAUUCCAUCCAAUGAAGAGGCAGUAUUAAAGAACAUUUUACCUGCAUACGUUCAACACCUUCAAAAGUACCCCAACUCAUUGUUAAUUAAACUAUUAGGCUGCUAUUCAUUGCAAACAAAAAGCAGAGCUGAAAUGAAGUUCUUGGUUAUGAACAAUCUAUUUUUUACACCAUUGCCUAUUGCAGAGAAAUACGAUUUGAAAGGCUCAACAAUUGGUAGACAUCAAAUAACAAUCGAAGAUAAAAUGGCACAAAUUGCAUUAAAAGAUUUAGAUUUCAAGAGAAUUUUAGAUAUAGGUACAGAAUUUAAAGCACCAUUACUCGAACAAAUUGAACACGAUACUAAAUUUUUGGAGUCUCAUAAUAUAUGUGAUUACAGUUUAUUAGUUGGUGUACAUAUAAUCGAUGAAAACUCACCAUUGGCUUUGACAUCGGAUGACCAAAAUAUUGGUGGUAUAUUAUCAAAAAAUAAAAAAGAAGUUUACUUUAUUGCUAUUAUUGAUACAUUAACACCAUGGAAUUUCUCAAAACAAUAUGAAAACUUUUUUAAAUCAAUUAUUCAUGAUGGAACCAAAAUUUCUGCUAUUUCUCCUUCUGCAUAUCGUAAAAGAUUCCAAGCUUUAAUAGCAAAUAUUGUCCAAUAG